AACGAAAACAAAGCAAACUUAAAUCAGCAACUGGGGCCGAGACAGAGGAACAAACUAAUUUGUUUGACUGCUUUCGGGGGGCUGGUCGGCAGCAUUUCUUGCGUGGGGCGUGGCAACGCACAGCUGAUUUUGGAUCGUUACCGUUUGACCCAAUUGCGCAGGUGCGCAGAGAGGUGAGUGAGCUGUCAGUAAAUGCCAGUUGCCGGUUUUUCAAAUUUCUCCCAAAGCAGAGAGGGAGAGAGACAAAGAACGACAUCAAGAGAGAGAAAGAGAGAGAGAGAGAGAGAGAGAGUAAUUUGAAGCUUUCAAGUUCGGACUAGUCAAAGUCAAAGCUGAAAUUGAUUAGUAGCUAAGCAGACGCAAGCCAAGACGGACGUGGAAGGCAAUUUGUAUUAAGAUUCGGAUAAGGAACUCAUUACCGUUAGCUCUAAAUAUAUAUACAUACAUAUAUAUAUAUAGAUAUUGUGUGUCAAUUCUGAUAAAUAGGGGAACGAUUCACAGAUAUUCGGUGCAAAGAAGAUUCGCAUAUGAGAAGAGUUCAGCGCCAGAUAUUUCCGAAUGACCGCAAUUAGGACUGAUCACAGCCAGACACAAAUGCCCGAGUCGGAGGGAUCGCCGCUGGCGCUGCUGCUGCUGCUGGUGGCGAACAGCAUGGGUGGAGGGGAGGCGCUGAGGCGUAACUUUGAUGCGCGCCAGACGAGCGUCAACUCGAACAUUCCGCUGUGGAAGCAACGCGCCUGCGAGAAGUCGCCCAAGUACCAGAUGAACUCGCACUACAGCUGCGACGAGAAGGGGGACGUGAAGUGCCUGCCCGGCUGGCAGGGCGAUCUCUGCCAGGUGCCGAUGUGUCGGCGCGGCUGUGAUCCGAUGAAUGGCUACUGCCAGCGACCGGGCGAGUGCCGCUGCCGCAUCGGCUACACCGGCGAGCACUGCGACAAGUGCAUCCCGCUGCCCGGCUGCCAGCACGGCACCUGCAAGAAGCCCUUCGAGUGCAUCUGCAAGCCCGGCUGGGAUGGACUCUUCUGCACAGAGCCCAGCUGCCGCAGCGGCUGCCACAGCACGCGCGGCUACUGCGAGGCGCCCGGCGAGUGCCGCUGCCGCAUCGGCUGGGGAGGUCGCACCUGCAGCGAGUGUGCCACAAUGCCCGGCUGCCAGCACGGCACCUGCAACAAGCCGCUCGAGUGCAACUGCGAGCCCGGCUACACGGGCCUGCUCUGCCAGACAGCGUUGUGCGCCUCGGACUGCAACAAGCAGCACGGCUACUGCCGCAAGCCUGGAGAGUGUCGCUGCAAGGUGGGCUGGACUGGCGCGCAGUGCGACAAGUGUUUCCCGUAUCCUGGCUGCGUGAACGGCGACUGUGAUGCACCCUGGGAAUGCAACUGUCGUCCCGGCUGGGGCGGCAUGCUCUGCGACGAGAAGUUGACCUACUGCCUGGACAAUCCGAACACCUGCGAAAAUGACGGCAAGUGCAUAUCGCUGAGCCGCGAGGACGGCAGCUAUCGGUGCCAGUGCCGGCAGGGCUAUCUGGGCAAGAACUGCGAGAUACUCGAUGAGUUUCUGUUGACCUCGGUGGCCCCGCCGCGCAUUACACCGCCGUCCACCCAGCUCGACGUGGAGCUGGAGCUGGCCACAGCUGUGCCUGAUGAUGGCAGCAAACUAGAGCAGCCAACGGCAACAACAGCAGGCAAACCCACGACAACGAGGAGCACAACAAUGUUGCCAGACACUGGAUUAAACGAGACCGCAGCAACAACAGCCGGAACAACGACAACGACAAUGGGGCUGGGCACACGUGUUGCCAACCACAAUGCGUCUAAUGAAGCGUUAAGCUAUGGCCAUGCAGCUGCUGAUGAGGCGACAACAACGAGGCGUCCCGCACCUACAACAACAGCAGCAACAGCAACAACAGCAACAACAGCGGCAUCAGCAACGGCGACAGCAACGACGACAGCAACUAUGACAGUAAAGGAAGCUGGCAACAACGCAACAAGUGGGUCACAGUUCAGCGCACACAAGCAGCAGCAGCAGGCGGCGACAGCGCAGGAGGACGAUGAAGAGGAUGACGAUGAUGAUGAUGAGGACGAGGAGGACGAGGACGAGGAUGAGGACGAUGGCGAUUAUGAUGAGGACGACGACAACGAUCAAAUUAUACCAAAUAUUAUUUGAGGAAAAUGCUUCUUUUUUUAUCAUAGAUGCAUAUAUAGGUUUAUAUAUGUAUAUGUAUAUUACGUAUAUUGUAUGUGCUUAGCUAAUAAAUUAUUUAUUUUACAAUUAAAUGCCAGAGCAAUAUUUAGAAAAUAAUUAAA
Messenger RNA from Drosophila mojavensis, 2306 nucleotides. RefSeq names its product protein serrate (gene C901). Lineage: Eukaryota; Metazoa; Arthropoda; Insecta; Diptera; Drosophilidae. The record is from RefSeq and is a predicted model, not a curated record. The transcript has 8 exons. Gene Ontology annotation, cellular component: membrane; extracellular region; cell surface. Gene Ontology annotation, biological process: cell communication; anatomical structure development. Gene Ontology annotation, molecular function: signaling receptor binding. Bases 559 to 2166 code for a protein of 535 amino acids.